Molecule: messenger RNA, 330 nt
Organism: Brenthis ino (lesser marbled fritillary)
Lineage: Eukaryota; Metazoa; Arthropoda; Insecta; Lepidoptera; Nymphalidae
Source: the annotation of a GenBank genome assembly
AUGUUUAUUGUUUUGUAUAAUUUCAUAGAUUUAAAAAAUAAAAGAUUAUGGAGAUUUGUUGCGGAUCUUGUGGCAGCCAUACAAGAUCCACUUUACCGUCAAGUUUGCAGCGCGCUUGAAGUGGCGUCCAGUUUGCAGUGCAUCCAUAUAGACCACUCACGUUCAAGUUCGCCGUCAAGUUUGUAUGAUGCCGCACCAGUUGAAACAAUGGCGUCACCAGUGACGGCCGACGACUUAGCCAUCCUACUCCUAUUGCUCACAAUUAUGCAAUCAGAAAGGAAAGAUUCGCAUUCAACUGGUGCGGCAUCAUGCAAGCUUGACGGCGAACUU